AUGCCUCUCUUUCUGUGCUUGUUACUUUGUAGCUUUGAAGUGAUGGCUGAUAAACGCCUUUGUCAAAUGAUGGGAAGUCCACAGUAUCCUCUGCUAUCUAAAGAUGGAGAUGUGUCCAUUGGAGGGGCUUUUUCCAUUCAUAGCAAAAUUACACAAGGCAACCUAACAUUUUCUGAAAAACCACAACCACCAGCCUGCUUCAGCCUGAACCUAAGAGAAUUCCGCUUCGCUCAGACUAUGAUCUUUGCCAUCGAGCAGAUAAACAAAAAAAAUGAUUUAUUACCAAAUAUUUCCAUUGGAUACAAGAUAUUUGACAGCUGUGGCUCAACAUUGACUUCCAUGAGGUCAACUAUGGCUUUGAUAAAUGGUCAGGAUUUGAUGUCUGGACAAAUCUGCUCUGGAAAAGCACCAGUAAAAGCCAUCAUAGGAGAGUCUGAGUCUUCAUCUUCUAUAGUGCUUGCUAGAACAUCUGGCCCCUUCAAGAUUCCAGUGAUCAGUCACUUUGCUACCUGUGCUUGCCUGAGCAACAGAAGAGAGUUCCCCUCCUUCUUCAGAACGAUACCCAGUGACUAUUAUCAGAGUAGAGCACUGGUCCAGUUGGUUAGGUACUUUGGCUGGACCUGGGUAGGUGCAGUAAGGAGUGAUAAUGAUUAUGGCAACAAUGGGAUGGCCACGUUUGUGAGUGUAGCAGGUAGAGAGGGAGUGUGUAUUGAGUACUCUGAGGCCAUCUUAAGGACAAACUCGAGGGAAAAGAUUGCCAAGGUAGUAGAAGUGAUUAAAAAAGGAACUGCCAGGGUUCUAGUGGCAUUCCUGGCACAGAGUGAGAUGGAGGUACUAUUAGAUGAGAUCCUUGCCCAAAACGUGUCAGGGCUGCAGUGGGUGGGCAGUGAGUCCUGGAUUACUGCAAGGCACUUGGCAACUCAGAGUUCCCUCAGGGUUAUAAGUGGUGCCAUUGGUUUCACAAUCCGUAAGUCUAAAAUUCCUGGAUUGAAAGACUUCCUUCUCAAGGUACAUCCAAGACGUAGCCCCUCAAAUGCCCUUCUGAGGGAGUUCUGGGAGACAACGUUUGAGUGUAAGUUUAAUCAAAACAGUCAAAAUGAUAAAGUGAAGCUUUGCACUGGCUUGGAGAGUCUAGCGAAUGUAAGCAACACGUUCACUGAUGUAAUGGAGUUUAGAGUCUCCAACAAUGUGUAUAAGGCUGUUUAUGCGGUGGCACAUGCGCUGCAUAAGAUGUUAACCUGCAGAACUAGCUUUGAUCAAUUUAGGGAUAAGACUUGCUUCGAAAAUGACACAGUCGAGCCUGAACAGGUAUUACGUCACUUACGUGAAGUGGAUUUUACAACACAUUCUGGUGAAAGAGUGUAUUUCAACUACAAUGGAGAUCCUGUAGCAAAGUAUGAGCUGGUGAACUGGCAGAAGAAUGAAUCUGGAAUAAUGUUUGUCACUGUUGGUCACUAUGAUGCCUCACAAUCCAACAAAGAGCAGUUCAACAUGAAUCCUGUUCCAAUUGUUUGGGCUGGUAACACUUAUAUGAGGCCCAGGUCUGUCUGCAGUGACAGCUGCCUGCCAGGCUUCAGACGAGCCCCCAUCAAAGGUAAACCAGCCUGCUGCUUCGCCUGCAUACAAUGCCCUGCUGGAGAGAUCAGCAAUAUGACAGACUCUACAGAAUGCAUCAAAUGUCCUUUGGAGUACUGGUCCAGCAAAGACCAUAGCCAAUGCAUCCUGAAAAGGGUUGAAUUUCUCUCAUUUCAUGAAAACAUGGGAAUUGUCUUGGCAGCAUUUUCAGUGAUAGGAGCAUCUUUGACAAUAGCUGUGGCAUUAAUGCUCUUUCACUUCAGAGAAACACCUCUUGUUAAGGCUAUCAACUCAGAGAUGAGCUCCCUGCUUCUCUUUUCACUUAGUCUUUGUUUUCUUUGUUCACUUACUUUUAUUGGCCAGCCUUCUCUGUGGUCCUGUUGCUUCCGUCACAUAUCGUUUGGGAUUACAUUUGCCUUAUGUAUGUCUUGUGUUCUAGCAAAGACUAUAACAGUGGUGAUGGCCUUCAGGGCUACAGUGCCUGGGGCAAAUAUUCCCCAGUGUUCCGUGCCACUGCAAAGAAUAAGUGUUUUCAGUUGUACAUUAUUUCAAGUAAUUAUAUGUGCCUUUUGGGUAGCACUUGCACCUCCAGUUCCACACAGAAAUGCUGAACACUCCGCAGAUAAAGUAAUUCUAGAAUGUGAUGUGGGUUCAGCAGUAGGUUUCUGGGCUGUGUUGGGUUAUAUAGGACUCCUGGCUUCCCUGUGUUUUGUGUUGGCUUUUCUGGCCCGCAAGCUGCCUGAUAAUUUCAAUGAAGCCAAAUUCAUCACAUUCAGUAUCCUCAUAUUUUGUGCAGUGUGGAUCACCUUUAUUCCAGCUUAUGUCAGUUCUCCUGGAAAGUUCACUGUGGCUGUGGAGAUAUUUGCCAUUUUAGCUUCCAGCUAUGGAUUGCUUUUCUGUAUCUUUAUCCCAAAGUGCUAUAUAAUAAUGCUAAAGCCAGAAAAAAAUACACGAAAAUUUGUCAUUGGCAAAGCACAUGGAAAAUCACAAUGA
Chanos chanos (milkfish) is the source of this 2568-nucleotide messenger RNA. It is a transcript of the gene olfch1, whose product is annotated as olfactory receptor C family, h1. Gene Ontology annotation, cellular component: plasma membrane. The transcript is spliced from 6 exons. The record is from RefSeq and is a predicted model, not a curated record. Gene Ontology annotation, molecular function: G protein-coupled receptor activity. Gene Ontology annotation, biological process: G protein-coupled receptor signaling pathway. The coding region runs from base 1 to 2568 and encodes 855 amino acids. NCBI's taxonomy places the organism in Eukaryota, Metazoa, Chordata, Actinopteri, Gonorynchiformes, Chanidae.